GUAGUCUGCUUGGAAUAUCAGACGGACUAACCGCAUCACAGACUGACCCCAAUCUAAGCCCCUUGGUCUAAUCAGCCAACCGGUGGCGACAACAACGCAGUUCCUUCCAGCAAUCAGGUGCAGCCAGUUGCUUCUAAGAUGAUGAUCGAUUCGUGGCUGCCACUUCUCUGCCUUCUGCCGCUCAUGCAGUCGGAUCCUGUUGCUCCCAAGCUGGAUAUUGCUGUGAAGGACUUUCAGCUGGACAUUGCUGUGAAGGACUUUCAGCUGGAGCUGCUGCGCGAGUUAAGCGACCUGGUGCAACAGCGCACUGAGCCGAGUCUCAACGAUUACCUGGAUCGUUUGGGACGCAUUCCCAGGAACGCCAACUAUACAGAAAAGCUGAGUGCAGCCCGUGCCACGCCGAAGGUCCAGCUGAAGGUGACGCUCAUCAAGCAGCUGCUGGAUGUGCGACCUCACCUGGACACGGAUAUGGAGUACACCAUUGUGCUGCGCAACCUGGUCUUCCUCAACCGACUGAGAUCCACGCUGAAGGCGGCCGAGGAGGCUAGCAUACAAGAGAUACGCAUGAUGCGCAUGUACCGCCUCUGCCAGCAACUUGACCGCCCGGCUCCACAUCACGGGAGUCGCCUGAUCAACGAGCAGACAGUCGGCGCCGCGUUGGAGCAGCUCAACCUGACCAAGGCGGAGGUAAACGCCACCGGCUUGGAUCUCAAUGAGUUUGGGGCGCAGCUGUACGGGCGAGUCAAGUUGGCGGGUGCCGAAAUAAUCGACAAUUACCUGCACAUACUGCGCUCCCUGCUGCAGGACAUCAUCGACGGCGACCAUGCCGAUCUGGCCGGGAGCACUGCCAAGCUGGACAAGAUGCUGCAGCAGCUGGACGUCAUGCUUGCCACGCAGGACUUCUUUGAGAAACGGCAGCGAGUGUAUGCGUACCUGGAGACCCAUUUGCGUGUCGAUUACGAGGAUAUGCGGGACACGUCGAGCAGCGAACACAUCACCGAACACCUGCUCAAGCAGCUGCAGACCAAGGGACUGGAUCUGUUCGUCAUCUUUCUGUUCAGCAACUUUGAAUUCCUGGACCUGGUGCACGAGCACUGGGAUCAAAUGCUGCCACAGUCACCCAGUCUCCUCUACGACGAGACCGCCCGCCAACUGUACGAUCUGCAGCAGCUGUACCAGGCCUUCAAGCUGGACACGGAUUGCGAGGCCAAGUACACGGCCUACUCGGACGCACUGCGUCGAUUGCACGAGCGGACCGUGGAGCAGGGCCAGCGCAAUCGGCACAUCUUCGAGCUGCUCCACAACGCCGCCCAAAGCGUCGGCACAGUCACCUUCAACAUGAUCCGGGACAAGUGCAACGAGCUCAGAUGAGCCGGUACUGACAAUUGGUCCUUUAACAUUAUAAUAAACCCAUAUCUGCUACUUAAAUGCUGGCAGUUUCAUACAUUUUAUCAUAUAGUUCCUUA
Drosophila santomea is the source of this 1466-nucleotide messenger RNA. RefSeq lists its product as uncharacterized. Lineage: Eukaryota; Metazoa; Arthropoda; Insecta; Diptera; Drosophilidae. Bases 139 to 1371 code for a protein of 410 amino acids. The transcript has a single exon. The record is from RefSeq and is a predicted model, not a curated record.